This is a messenger RNA of Anopheles nili, 1263 nucleotides long. RefSeq lists its product as uncharacterized. Bases 1 to 1263 code for a protein of 420 amino acids. Gene Ontology annotation, biological process: RNA polymerase I preinitiation complex assembly; nucleolar large rRNA transcription by RNA polymerase I; transcription elongation by RNA polymerase I. The transcript is spliced from 2 exons. The record is from RefSeq and is a predicted model, not a curated record. Gene Ontology annotation, molecular function: DNA binding. Gene Ontology annotation, cellular component: RNA polymerase I complex. NCBI's taxonomy places the organism in Eukaryota, Metazoa, Arthropoda, Insecta, Diptera, Culicidae.
AUGUCAUCUUGCAUUUCUCAAAUUUCCAAACUAGAUUCGACCAUGAACCCUGUGGUUUUAAUGAACAACUUUUCAACGUACUUGGUGCAUCGGCAACACAACAUGAAAGGAUUUCUGGCGCAGGAUAGAAGCAUCCCGAAAGUAAUGUCGCAUGGGCCGGCCAACAUGGUGAUGGUGACAAUUGAUGAAUUAUCGUACUAUGGCUACAUUGGCAAUAUUGGCGCAGAGUCGAUGCAACCGAAAUCGGAACUGAUGCGAACAUACAUAGCCAGGCGGAACCGCGAAACCGGCAAAAUGCGCUUGGUAGAGGUGCAAUCGUGCUCACUGCAACACACUUGUCACCACCAACCUUCGAAAGCGAGCACCGACGAGAUUGGCCACGGGAAAUUGGACGAAAAAAAGAUGCAAAAAAUGAUGCAAAAGUACAGCUCCAAGACUAGCAAGAGAUUGUACAACCGAAUGAAAAACAAGACCCUAGAUAUCAGAACGAUGGAGGACAAGUUGCGUCGUACGAUCGAUGAUGCGCAGGUGAUGAUGAUCAAAGCUACAAAGACAGAACCUGGCGUCGAGGCGAUGGAUAGCAAUGAGGGGCUUGCUCAGGAUGACGUUCAAUCGGAAAUGGUUUCCAAGAUAAACAAGAAUGCGACGUCGCUGCAUGACCUAUACCGCGUCGAGGACCUAAUCAAGCCAGAUGUAUUGCAAAAAUUGAAACAGCCAGCCAAGAAGCUGUUGCAAACGCCCCCCGAGGAGUUGCUGAUGGUCAAUGACUACCUACAGAACAAGGUAAAGGAAUGCAUGCAAUCGCCAGACAAGCUAACCAUGAGCAACAUCGCCCGGGUGCGUGUGUGCUUGAUCAUGGACGUAAUGGGGCGGCUGUGCAGUCCGACGUUUCGGGUGGGCCACAAAAAAGAAAGUAUUUCACCCUUCACAAACGAGCUGAACAACACUAUUCAGCUGCAUUUCUUACAGCGUGUGCAGGAUAAGUUCUCCACGCAACUGCGCUCGACGCAGUAUACGCGCAAUAAGGCGACGAUGUACUACCUCGCACUCAUGUUUGUCCUUGAGGCGUCCGACACGGUGGACAUCGAGGUGAUCCAUCGUUCGCUCGGAAUGACGAAAUCGAAUAUCAUUACGUAUGGCCGUAUGAUUGGUGCGCGGUUCAACAACGGUGUGUUCAGGAAGCUAGCACACAUGCCUAUCAAGCAGAAAAAGGACGACGUUGAGAAGCAGCUGGCAUCAAUCGUAACAUUCAUGCGAGACUGA